This is a messenger RNA of Racocetra fulgida, 155 nucleotides long. The record is from the annotation of a GenBank genome assembly. Lineage: Eukaryota; Fungi; Glomeromycota; Glomeromycetes; Diversisporales; Gigasporaceae.
AUGUGGCUACCGGAAUUUCCACAAUCUGCAACAGUAAUAGCAUUAUAUCCGGGUACAACAUGCUUUUAUAAAGCUGACGUAGUUCUUCCCCCAAGUAAAAUAUCAAUACCUUUAAAAUAUUUACUUACUUUUGAAGACGAUGAUAAUGCCGAAAG